This is a messenger RNA of Phaeoacremonium minimum UCRPA7, 546 nucleotides long. Its product is annotated as putative ubiquitin-conjugating enzyme protein. Bases 1 to 546 code for a protein of 181 amino acids. NCBI's taxonomy places the organism in Eukaryota, Fungi, Ascomycota, Sordariomycetes, Togniniales, Togniniaceae. The transcript is spliced from 3 exons. The record is from RefSeq and is a predicted model, not a curated record.
AUGGAGUUUACCAGAAUGGAAGAUACACAGAACUCUGCUCCUGGCAGCCUGCAAGCCGCUAAGCUCGGUGCAGCAAGAAAGGGCCCAGACUCACAGAGCGUCACCAAGAGACUACAAACAGAGCUGAUGCAGCUAAUGACCUCGCCCGCUCCCGGCAUCUCCGCCUUCCCUUCUGCUGACGGCAACCUGCUCUCGUGGCGAGCCACCAUCGAGGGACCGGACGAUACGCCUUAUGCUGGUCUUACCUUCAAGCUCACCUUUGCAUUCCCGGCCAACUACCCGUAUGCGCCGCCGACGGUCCUCUUUAAGACUCCUAUCUAUCACCCCAACGUCGACUUUUCAGGGCGCAUUUGCUUGGACAUUCUUAAGGACAAGUGGACGGCUGCAUACAACACGCAGACUGUCCUGCUUAGCCUCCAGAGCUUGCUGGGCGAGCCGAACAAUGCUUCACCCUUGAAUGGAGAGGCUGCCGAGCUCUGGGACAAGGAUCCUGCCGAGUUCAAGCGCAAGGUCCUGGGCCGCCACCAGGACAUUGAUGACGAGUAG